Molecule: messenger RNA, 2362 nt
Organism: Saccostrea cuccullata (small rock oyster)
Lineage: Eukaryota; Metazoa; Mollusca; Bivalvia; Ostreida; Ostreidae
Exons: 2
Coding region: 461-2275 (604 amino acids)
Source: RefSeq, a predicted model, not a curated record
CCAACCACUGCUUUGUCAAAGAUAACUGAGUUUUGAAUGACGAUCACAACACUUUGUGUUAAAACUGCUUAAAGUCAUAUAAAUUUUUGUUACAGAAUUUGGCUACCUGCAUAAUAAACCAAUAAAUAAUCAGAAUGACACAACAGGAAUAUGUAAGAUGAUUCACAAGGGAAGUUUCUUGUCCUAAUAAUAGUAUCUGAAACUUUUCAUCUCUUGGGAAAAUGGACUCCAUUAGACAUUCCCAUACUAAUGGCAUGGUGGACAUAAAGAAUAUGUCAGCAUUUAUGUUUCUCAGACUGUGCCUCGAUGUUGGGACGUCAUUAGAAAUUGGAGCCAGGAGAGACGUGAUGGAUCUAGUAAAUAUACUGUCAAAUCAAAUGAGAAAAAAUUCUGACAUCACAAUGAGAAGUGGAAGUCAAAGAGAAGGAUUUAGACUAAUGUAGAUUCAGAUUUAGACGAAAUGUGCUGGCCAAAUAGAUACCGUGUGAUCUGGGACGAACAUGAGUCUCAAUAUUAUAACAAUAGCAGCAAGGAACUGAUACUCUGUGAUUGUUCCGAGAGCCCUCCAGGAUUCACUUUGUUAUAUUUACUCUCACCAACAUUACAUAAUGAAAUCCAGGGUGCAUGUUUUAGAAUGAAAAAUAGAUAUUAUAUAUCUAGUUCUAAACACAGACAAAUCAAGUGCUCAUCGGAGUCUCAGAGCUCUUAUCUUCACGGUCCUUGUGUGAGUAGAUAUCAUGGAAUACUAGGAUAUGAUCUUGCCCACUGCUUUGCAUCAGACAUUUGGCCUCCAUCUGCCUCCUCAUGGAUAGACAGAAGUCAUUCAUGGCCCCCGCCUCAUAUUGUCGAUGACAUAGUGAAAAGUGGAUGUCAUUUUGUGGCAAUUGGACAUAAACUAGGAAGACAUGAAAACAAUGAAUGGAGAAUUUCCUUCUCUUUGGCAGAACAAAAACUUGUUUAUGCAAUGAACCAUCCCCAGUUCUUAACAUAUGGAUUACUCAAAUUAUUUCUAAAUAGGGUAAUUAACAAAGGAUUAGACGAUGGUGAUAAAUUACUGUGUUCCUAUCACAUGAAGACAGCAGUUUUCUGGGCAAUUCAACAAAAUAUGAUGCCCCAAUGGUGUCCGCAUACUCUCCUAUACUGUUCUUGGGUUUGUUUUAAACUCAUCCUCAAAUGGGUGUAUGAAGGGGUCUGUCCAAACUUUUUCAUUCCCAGUAACAACAUGUUUCUCAGUAAUAUUCAUGGUGAAGCCCAAAAUAGUUUAUUUAUUAAACUGCAUACGCUGUAUAAGAUGGGUAUCCAAUCCAUGAUGGAGACUCUUACGAUUUUGUCCUGCAAUGGAUGCAUAGAUUUCAUGCGUGAUCCAGACAUUUACUUUUGUGCAGAGGAGGAUGCCCAGUUUUCUGAGGUUGACUUUGAUCUCACGUUAUUUAGAGAAGUAGAUACGUCCAGAGGCUCACUAUCAGCCUCAAACGUACAUGGAUGUAUACAGAAUUUGCGUAUAAUAGAACAGACGAUGUCUUUACCCCUAACACAGAAUCAAAUCAUUAUGCGUCAGAGUCUUACAAACUCUAUCCUACAGAAUCUGGCUUUUAUAAUACAUAUCAAUACUUACCCACAAGAAAACAAAUCAACAUACAGGGCUGACAAAAUUUCCUGUCAUAUCCUGAAAUAUGCAGCGAAGUUUGGUUGUAUUUCUGAUAUGUUGUACGUAGCCUUGUAUUAUUACAAAACACUUAGAUAUAUGGAAGCUUUAUCUAUAAUAGACGUGAUAAAAGUCACGCUAGCACAGCCAUAUGUGAUGCACAAUUCUCUUUAUGUAGAUGAGGAGAUGUAUAUGACCGCUUUAGGGGGUCAGUCCUGGUCAACAAAAAUGAAAAAAGCUGUAGCAUGGGAUAUAAAACUUAACAAUAACAUUCUUUACAUCAGUGAAUUGAUACCAGAACAACAGUCUAGUCUACAAAACCAUGUGCCUUGCUUAUAUAUUCCACCCUUUGUAAUGUUAUACAUGCUAGAAUUUUUUUGCUGCACACAUGUAGACUUAAUCAGAGCACAACAUGCUUUAGAUGAUUUGCAAGCUUUAAUUCACUAUGAUCGGGUAGAGUUUAUUCGUCCAAUCGUGAAAAACUUAGCAUGGCAGAUAUUAGGGAUUUGUCAACAGAUGACAGGAAACCAUCAGAGUGCUUUAUACUCAUACCAACAAUCUCUAAGAGAAGAUCAACUUCAUAGCAUACAGGCUGCUACAGAAAUGAGAAUGCAAACACUUUGGCAAUAGAAUCUUUAAACAACUACACAGCAUAAAGACUAUCACACAAAAGAGAAUGCAUGACAGCUGUCAACGUUAUUACUACACUAGUAAAAU